Messenger RNA from Phycodurus eques (leafy seadragon), 2000 nucleotides. RefSeq lists its product as uncharacterized. Gene Ontology annotation, molecular function: hexosyltransferase activity. Lineage: Eukaryota; Metazoa; Chordata; Actinopteri; Syngnathiformes; Syngnathidae. The coding region runs from base 874 to 1383 and encodes 169 amino acids. Gene Ontology annotation, biological process: dolichol-linked oligosaccharide biosynthetic process. The transcript is spliced from 4 exons. The record is from RefSeq and is a predicted model, not a curated record.
GGGGUUCAAUCCCCGGCCCCGCCUGUGUGGAGUUUGCAUGUUCUCCUGCGUGGGUUGUCUCCGUGCACUCCCACAUCCCAAAAACAUGCAUGAAUUGGAGACUCUAAAUUGCCCGCAGGUGUGAAUGUGAAUGUGAAUGUGUUUGUUUAUAUGUGCCCUGCGAUUGGCUGGCAACCAGUUCAGGGUGUAACCCGCCUCCUUCCCGGUGAUAGCUGGGAUAGGCUCCAGCACGCCCGCGACCCUAGUGAGGAGAAGCAGCUCAGAAAAUGGAUGGAUGGAUGUAAUGAAAUUACUUAACACACACCGAAACGUUAGAGCAUGAUUCGACAGAACGCUGGUACAACCACUAGCACUAACAUAACGUUUUGUUGCCUGCUUGCGAGCCGUGUCGUAUUAAAAGUAUGUGAACAUACCUCAAGCAAGCCUUAAGUGAACGUAUUCUCCCGAGCACCAGUGAGCACCAGUACACGUUUUUCCCCAUUUUGUUCUUAUAAUACACGCGUUGCGAUGUCGUUUAAGUUGACAAGAUGAAGCCCAGUGAUUUUAAAAGAUGAAAUGCAGGGGUAUCGGAAUACAAGAUUUUAUUGCAGUAGUCUGACAUAGUACAAUCGUGAAAGACCAAAUUUGUCUUGUAGUCUGAUGCACGCAUUACGUGUUGUCUGUCUCAGACGUGUUGUCUGUCCCACACCGCCGACAUGUUUUUUAAAAUAACUUUAUUGGUUGUCAGAUAUUUACAGUACUAUGUCAAAAGACAUGCGACAAGGCUAAAAAUAAACUAGCUUUUGAAUUCAAAUGUACUGUACACGAUGGCGACGCGGAGUAAAUGUCUUUUGCGGAGCUGAUCAAUGACGUCAUUGACCGGAUCGGCGAAUUAUGACAUUUCAGACGAUCAGCGUACGAUCGGUAUCCGACGGUAUAAAGUCUAAGGAAAACACACUACCAACGUCACUGUUCUCACCGGGUCGUCAGGCAUUAAAUCAUCGUGGCUAUGAGCGUUUGGUUCUCCAGGUGGGAAGAGGAUCGGUUUUCCCGGAUCCUGAAAACUUUCCACAUGUCAACCUGGAGGUUUUUCGCUUCAAAGACUCCAUAGCGAAGGACAUGGAGCAGGCAGACCUCAUCAUCAGCCAUGCGGGGGCCGGAAGCUGCUUGGAGGCGCUGGGCGCCGGCAAAGCACUGCUGGUGGUGGUCAAUGACAAGUUGAUGGACAACCACCAACUGGAACUGGCCAGACAGCUGCACAUGGAGUCGCACUUGCUCUACUGCACUUGCCCCACGCUGACAGAAACGCUGAGGAGCAUGGACCUCUCUGUCCUUCGGCCUUUUGUGCCUGGUCAGCCACAGAAGUUUGCAAACUUUAUGGACAAAGCUCUUGGACUCCAGUGAAACUGACCUAACCGUGGGACUAAUUUAUAUAAUGAUCUCCCCCCCCCCCACACACACACACACACUGAGUUUCUCCACCCACGACAUGUUCUGCUCGACUGUGUGAAGAUCCAGAGCCACUUUCAAGGGACAGCCAGACUGUGCUGCACUGUCUGGAACACUAUCUUGCAGAAGCACAUACAGUACAUACUGUAUCUAACAGGUGCGAGAGUAUCAUGUCAAAGCCAAAAGGUAAGCAUCGGUGCAGUGAGUUUUAUUUGAUACACACGUAUUAGUAUUGGCUGGCAGCGUUAGCUUCUGAUAACCAGCGCAUACUCGAUUGCUUGUUGAAGUUGUUCUCUGGAUAGUUUGAUGAAAGCAUGCCACAGACAUUUUAUUAAGACACCUGGGAACGGUUUUCAGUUGUGGAAAAAAAAAGAGGUCUCCUUUAAUAAAGCACCAUUAUGUCUAAUCUCCUAUCUUCAGCAGGGAACAGGAAGUUUUAUCAAUGUGGUCCACCAUCCUACAGUAUGUAUGUGUGCCAAAGUGCACUUUUCAGGAUGUUUUGUCUACGCUUUGUCAAAGUCACCUCAGGCUUGUAUGCUUUGUAAACCUCACUACAAUAAGGACAAUAAAGA